Messenger RNA from Zingiber officinale, 477 nucleotides. RefSeq lists its product as uncharacterized. The transcript has a single exon. The coding region runs from base 1 to 477 and encodes 158 amino acids. NCBI's taxonomy places the organism in Eukaryota, Viridiplantae, Streptophyta, Magnoliopsida, Zingiberales, Zingiberaceae. The record is from RefSeq and is a predicted model, not a curated record.
AUGUCUCCAUAUAGGAUGGUGUAUGGUAAAACUUGUCAUCUUCCAGUGGAGAUUGAAUAUAGAGCAUUUUGGGUGGUAAAAGCUUAUAAUUUUGAUGCUAGCACAGCUGGAGAGGAGAGGAAAUUACAACUCCAAGAACUUGAAGAGAUUCGACUAGAGGCAUUUGAGAACUUGAGGAUCUACAAAGAAAAGACUAAGAAUUUUCAUGACAAGCACAUUGUAGGGAAUGAUUUCAAAAUUGGUGACAAAGUGCUUUUGUAUAAGUCCUGGCUUAAAUUGAUGAAAGGCAUGUUGAAAUCUCGUUGGGAAGGACCCUUUAGGGUAACUAACAUUUUCCCCUAUGGAAUUUUGGAAAUAAAGGAGGAGUCUACUGAUCGAAAAUUCAAAGUGAAUGGACAUCGACUAAAGAUAUUUCAUGAAAGAGCAAAUGGAAUGGUGAUGCAAGAAAUGAACACUGAUGCCAUUUAUUCAUUAUGA